AUAUCGAUAUUCGAUAUUGAUACAGGUACACAUCUGACGUGCGUGUACGUGAAACUAUGUAUGCGCGCAUCGCGAUCUGCUACCUAUUGCAGGUUCUUAUUCGGGCGAAGGGGAGGAUAAGAAUUCGGCACGGAUUCCAUUCGAUUGCCGGUUUUUUCCUGGGUCAAGCUACGAACUUUGAAGCCAUGAAGCAAGAAACGCCACCCAGAGCAACGCCAGCAGUGAGAGCUGAAUGCAGAACUAGCGGCAAUUCGAUUUCGCACUCCUCAGCCACCACCCCUUCGCGUUUCAGAGCCACCCCAAAGGUUAAGGAGUCAUUGAAGGCAGCGGGUGAUGUUCCGAGAGACAGAGCAAAGUCAGUGCCUCCAGAUGUGAAGAACGAUUCAAAGGCCCAAAGGUCUCUUGUGCUCAGAAACCCCAAAUCUGGGGACGUUGCUGCGGGAUCUCAAAAGGGUAGGGAGCUUGAGGAGGCGAAAAUCGGGGGUCGAGCCAGGGCGGCCCGCACGGUUGUCGAGCAGUUUGCUCGGCCGCGGCGGCUGCGGCCGGGUGUGAGCUCUGUUACUAGCAGGAGAAAUGAGGAUGGAGUGGUGGAUGGGAAUAAGAAGAAGCGUGAGGAAUUGCAAGAGAAGUUCGAGUUAAAUGAGAAUUUGGUCAAGAGUUUGCAGAGUGAGGUGUUGGCUUUGAAGGUAGAAUUGGAAAAAGCACUGAGCUUGAAUGGGGAGUUAGAAUCAAAGAACAGGAAACUUACAGAGGAUCUUGCUGCUGCUGAGCACAAAAUAGCAACUCUUAGCAGCUUUGAUCAGAGGGAGUCAACUAAGGAUUUCGAGAGUCCCAAAUUCAAAGACAUUCAGAAACUGAUUGCCAAUAAGUUGGAUAAUUCAAAAGUAAAGAAGGAAGCUUUCAGUGAGGCUAUCUUUAAGACUACGCUGCCUGCAGAGCCGGCGAGUUCAAUACCAAGAGUUAUUGAUAAUAAUGCAAAGCCUCCACCUUGCCCGUCCCUGCCACCUCCGCCUCCGCCACCUCUUCCCUCCUCCCGGUCCCGGGCCAGAGGAUCUGCAACCCCUAAAACUCCUGCAGUCGUAGAAUUUUACCGCUUACUGACGAAGCCAGAAGAGAAGAAGGACGAAUCAAGAUCAAAGGAUUCCAAUAAACCAGCGGUUACAAGUGCACAUAGUAGCAUAGUCGGAGAAAUCCAAAACCGUUCCGCUCAUCUUUUAGCUAUCAAAGCAGAUAUUGAAACCAAAGGGGAGUUCGUUAAUGGUCUUAUCCAGAAAAUUCAAGCUGCUGCUUUCUCAGAUAUUGAGGAGGUCCUAAACUUUGUGGAUUGGCUUGAUAAUGAACUUUCUUCCCUGGCCGAUGAGCGGGCUGUGUUGAAACAUUUCAACUGGCCAGAGAAGAAAGCUGAUGCCAUGAGAGAAGCUGCAGUUGAAUACCGAACUCUUAAGCUGCUCGAGAGUGAGAUUUAUUUAUAUGAGGACGAUAUGGAGGUUCCCUGUGGAAGUGCGUUGAAGAAGAUGGCUGGCUUACUAGACAAGUCCGAGAGAGGGAUUCAGAAGCUCGUCAAACUGCGAAGUUCGGUUAUGAGAUCGUAUCAGAAUUGGAAAAUCCCAACUGAUUGGAUGCUCGAUUCGGGAAUGGUGUACAAAAUAAAACAGGUUUCAAUGAAGCUGGCUACCAUGUACAUGAAGAGAGUGACGACAGAGUUUGAAUCCAUGCGGAACUCGGACAGGGAAUCAACCCAAGAAGCUCUACUGCUCCAGGGUGUUCAUUUCGCGUAUAGGGCCCAUCAGUUUGCAGGAGGGCUUGAUUCGGAGACAUUGUGCGCUUUCGAAGAGAUUAGACACCGUAUCCCCGGACAUUUCCAAGGGUCUCAACAUCUGCUGGCUGGCAUAACCUCAUCUUGAGAACCCCGCGUAGCGUUGAGCGGGUUGGUUUACGCAUCGCGGGCAUCCGAGUGAAUGAUCGGCACACGAGAUUCGUUUUCGGCAUGUCCCCGACGGAUAACUUGGAAAGGCCGUCAGAGCAUCUCGGAACACAUAUUAUCUCUGUAGAAGCCGUCAAGGCUCGGUAGUUCUCAUGAAAAGAGUGUAGUUCGUCUACGCGACGAUGUGCAGCAUGAGUUAGGAGCUCAAUAACUGUAAUGGCGACAGUUAAAUUCCUGCGGUUUUUUCUUGUGAGAUUCAUCAACGAUUACUUGCAAAAAAAAAUUCAGGAGUGAUGCUUUACCGAUGUUGCCAUCCUGAAAACAA
Molecule: messenger RNA, 2249 nt
Organism: Syzygium oleosum
Lineage: Eukaryota; Viridiplantae; Streptophyta; Magnoliopsida; Myrtales; Myrtaceae
Product: actin cytoskeleton-regulatory complex protein PAN1
Exons: 8
Coding region: 57-1904 (615 amino acids)
Biological process (GO): chloroplast organization
Cellular component (GO): chloroplast outer membrane
Source: RefSeq, a predicted model, not a curated record